Messenger RNA from Manihot esculenta (cassava), 946 nucleotides. Its product is annotated as protein PLANT CADMIUM RESISTANCE 8. NCBI's taxonomy places the organism in Eukaryota, Viridiplantae, Streptophyta, Magnoliopsida, Malpighiales, Euphorbiaceae. Bases 110 to 712 code for a protein of 200 amino acids. The record is from RefSeq and is a predicted model, not a curated record. The transcript has 4 exons.
AAGACAAACUGUAUAUUUAUUGAAAUGUAAUGAAGUCUUCUAAGUAAAUAGUUUGAACUCUGGAAUUAGCCAUCAACAAUUGGAGCUCGCCCUAGGGAGCUGAUCACUAAUGGGUAGGCCUGAAACCAGUGAGAUUGAUGGAACAACGCAGCACUCGGCUCCUCAGCCUGCAGAAGUUGCACCACAGACUUGGCAUCAAGUUGGGGAAAAUAUUCAACCUGGGAUUCUUCAUCAAGAUUAUUCCUCUACAGCUCCAGUGGUGCUUGACAAUAACAUAGUUCUUGGACAUCCUUGGACGACAGGAUUAUUCGACUGUCAUGAACAUCAAACAAAUGCUAUUAUGACAGCAUUUUUCCCUUGUGUAACAUUUGGGCAGAUCGUGGAAGUCCUGGAUGAGGGACAAUUGACUUGUCCUUUGGGGAGUUUGAUCUACGUAAUAAUGAUGCCUAGCUUGUGCUUUCAAUGGAUUAUGGGCUCCAAAUACAGAGAAAAAUUGAGGAGGAUUUAUAAUUUGGUAGAAGCUCCUUACAGUGAUGUGAUCUCUCACUUCUUCUGCCCAUAUUGCUCUCUUUGUCAGGAGUUUAGAGAGCUCAGAAACAGAGGACUUGAUCCUGCUCUGGGAUGGAAUGGGAUACUUGCUCAACAACAAGGAAGACAUUAUCAUCAUGAACAAGUAAAUGUUCCUCCUCCAGGUCAAGUGAUGUCUAGGUGACAAUGUGACCUCCAUUUGCUUAUGAAGGUUGUGCAAGUUCCUUCAACUAAAAUUCCUUUUUCUUAUGUUUUGAUUUUAUAAACAUUAUGCCUAAGACCAUCUGUAAAAUUAGAAUAAGGUUAGAAGUCAGGAACUUUUGUGUAGAAACUUCUAGUUCCAUGAUCUGUCCAAAACAUUGGAUGAUUGGUCGAGCGCAUGGAUUUUAUCCUCAAUUUUAUCGAAGCCAGUCUCAAG